AUGCCUUCCUUUCCAUCUAGACCUCUAGUCCGGCCCAGGGACAAUGGUCUACAGCUAAGCUAUCAACUUCCUCACCGUGUUUACGCCGCGAAAGGCUACCCCGUCCUCGCCCCAAAUGGGUCCUCAGUCAUCGUGUAUGGCUAUGAGAAUGGCCUGAAAGUCGUUUGGAGAGGAGGGAAAGCGUUCGGUCCGCUCAAACAACCCGUCGAAAGCCACAAGCCGCAGCAGGUCAACGGUAGCGCGGACGAUGCGGUCAUGAUCAUUGAUUCCGAUGAGGAAGACGUUGUUGAACCUCCCAAAAGCGAAUCUCCCACUUUUGAGUUCGAGGAUGAAGAACCAGAGGUCGAUCCUGCCCACCCAUACGAAGGGGUCCUGCGUGAAGUCGAUAUUCCCCUGGCAAGCAGGGUUCUCGAGUUGGCCGUGCCUCACAUUUCCCCUGGGGCCGCACGCUCGUCACUCGACCCUUUUCCUCCAGUCCUGAAUGAUACCAUUGUCAUCGCCGCCGUUUGCGCCGACUACUCGACUCGGAUUGUGGCUUUGCCUUUGGCCCCUCCUCAUCCCUCCAAAACCGAUGUCGCCUCGUGGGUUCAGACGCUCUCGAUCAGCGGAGGCGUAUCGCAUCAAGAGAUCCCCCGUGGAGUGAGCAUCACUUUCACUUAUCAGGAAACCGAGCAGACCGAUGAAUUGCCCAGGACUCGAAGCCGUGCAGCAUCUCGAUCCAAAGAGACAGGCAGGUGGGAUCUUCUUGUGGCGACUCAUUCCGCGGAAUCGUCUGGUCUGCUUAUAUUACAUCGCAUCCACAUUGCGGAAGGAUCAGGAGCUCACCGAUUCCUUGAUGACGAGAUUGAGACCAAACGUCGCUACCUCCCGACCCCGGCCAAGAGCAUCUCGUUCAACCCAUCCUCUUAUCCAUCCCCUCGACACUCGACAUUGCUUGUUGCGUUCCACAACGGGUGUGUCAAGAUCUAUAACUGCUUUUCCACAAGACCUUCCAGGGCCUCGCGACGAUCUUCUGGUCCUCAGAGCGACUUUGAAACGUCCGAGACGGAAGGCAAGUGGCUUAUCACUCUCUACCCUGGUUUUGAGGCGUCCUCCGCGCAGCGCAAAACAAUCAUCCAUGCGGAAUGGGUGCUUGGAGGGCGUGCUGUGAUGGUCCUCAUGGCCGACGGCGAAUGGGGAGUAUGGGAUAUCGAAGGAGCGGGUCCAGGCACCGCCAAGGGACCUCUCCAGCGCCAGUCCAGCGUCCAGGGGGUAACAGGCGGCUCUCUGACUGCCUUUUCGGUCAGCGGCCGUAUUCUGAGUCCGCUCCCCGGGGGCAGUCGAGCUGAGGCAAGCGGAUCUUUUGUUGAACAGAGACCGAAAUUUGCGCCGUUGACUCCGUCCACGAAACGUGUGCGGGAAGAUACACUACUGAAGGGCGCCACUGUCGGCUCGACCAACCCGUCGUUAUGUGGCGAGAUCUCAGUUUAUCAGACCAAUUCCUAUCGGGAUUCUCUCCCCGACGAAUCAAUCCUACUACGCCAUGGCAACCAAGCUGCGGCAAUUCCCAGUCUCCUGUCGCUAUGGCGGAAUGCCGUGAAGACCACGGGGACUUUUGACGCGUCUAACCGCUGCCGAGUCUCUGCCAUUCAGGACAUUGUCUUGAUGGGUGAACAUUUGAAGGGCAUCGGACAUCUCCCUGCUGCCUCCCGCCAAAGCCGUGAUGCCCAAGGUGACAGCUUCGAUAUUCUUAUCACCGCCGAACACAGGAUCAUGAUAGUCGCUCCCAAGCUGAGAGAACCUGAACCAGCCCCCAUCUCUCGGCUAUCAACAAGUCAGACACCAACCACAGAGACUGAUCAAGUCAUGCUUCGACGGGGCGAGCUUGACGUGGAGGGAAUGGACCGGCUUCUAAGCGGCAUGACGGGUGGCAAUCGGUCUUUGCGCAUCGGAAGUCCCACCAAGCGGACGCGGAUCUUUUCAUAG
Aspergillus steynii IBT 23096 is the source of this 1965-nucleotide messenger RNA. RefSeq lists its product as uncharacterized. Gene Ontology annotation, molecular function: protein binding. Lineage: Eukaryota; Fungi; Ascomycota; Eurotiomycetes; Eurotiales; Aspergillaceae. The record is from RefSeq and is a predicted model, not a curated record. Bases 1 to 1965 code for a protein of 654 amino acids. The transcript has 2 exons.